Molecule: messenger RNA, 1731 nt
Organism: Paramuricea clavata
Lineage: Eukaryota; Metazoa; Cnidaria; Anthozoa; Malacalcyonacea; Plexauridae
Source: the annotation of a GenBank genome assembly
AUGGCGUCGUACAUACAAGGCUAUGAUGAGGAGAGGUUUGCGACCACAGUCAAUCAAAAUUUUAUCUGUUUGAUUUGCUUCAACGUUUUAAGAGAGCCCGUCCUGUGUCCAAGAAACCAUCAUUGUUUCUGCCGUUCUUGUAUUACGAAACACCUCGAAAAUUUUCGAAGAUGCCCUACGUGUGCGGACGAACUGACUGUGGAGACUUUGGCCGAACCACCACGAAUGGUAAAAGAUUAUAUAAAUGAAUUAAACAUUCAUUGCAUUUACAUCGACAGAGGUUGUCAAGAGAUCUUACAAUUACAACGUCUUGAACACCACGAGCCUAAAUGUGGAUUUACACCAGUCGUUUGUACUAACCAAGGCUGUGGUGCAACUUUAAACCAGCGUGAUCUUAUUCACCAUCAGAGUGAAAUUUGCAAAUUUCGAAAGUUGAAGUGCCACUCGUGCGAAGAAAUGACAAAAACGUUGGCAGACAUGGAGGAAAGAAUGGCAAAUGUCGAGAAGAAUAUGGCGACAAAUAUUGAAAAAAUGAGAGCUGUCGUUACCAUGGAAACCCACAUGAAGAAUAUGCAGACGAGUAUGGUGACAAAUGCUGCGAAUAUGGAGACGCGAUUGGCCAAUGUCGAGAAGAAUAUGGCGACGAAUGUGGGAGCUGUGGUUACCAUGGAAACCCAUCUGAAAAAUAUGGAGAGAAACACUGCGGAUAUGGAAGGAAAGCUCGAAUCAGUAAAUAAUGAAGUGAGAGGAUUGAAAACAGCUUUGAUCGAAGGUUUUGAAGAAAUGGAAGAUGUUCUUGUCAAGAUGGAGGACAUUACGGAAGAAAACACAACAAAAGUAAGAAAUACAGCAAGUGGUGAUAACGAAAAUAUAAUUGUUGCUGGAGGUACAGUAGAUGGCUCUGUAGAGAUGUUUAACUGGCGUCAAAGAACAUGGUCGCCAUUAAAAUCCAUGCCAACCGAGCGUUUUGGAGCGACUUCAUUUGUUUACAACAAUCAUGUGACAAUUGCUGGAGGUUACUGUCCUGGCCGUGUCGGUGAUAUGAUUGGAAUGAAUAUCAACCCGAACCCUGAUCUCUCAAUGCAUUGGAGUUGCUGUCCUGUUGAACUGCCUACUAAGUUGACAUACCACAGCAGUGUGCUGUAUAAUGAUCACUUGAUAGUCACUGGUGGUCACAAUGCAAAUGCAAUAUCUGACUGUAUUCACGAAGUCCAGCUGGUGCCUCCAUAUACUGUGAGGACCUUGUCAAGAAUGCCUGAACCAAGACACGUUCACAGCAUGCAAUUAUUUGAUGAUAACUUGUUGAUCGUUGGUGGAAGUCCAACAGACAGACGGCGAGACAGCCUCAACAGUGUCGUACUGUAUGAUAUAAAGAAGAAUGAAUGUAAACAGUUGGAACCACUGCCGUAUGAAGUGAGUCAGAUGGCAACUGUGAGAUGGGGAGACAACAUUGUUAUUAUAGGCGGCGUUGACAAAUGUGCCAAUGCAUUAGAUACAGUUAUCAUUUACAAUGUCAAGACUGAACAAAGUCACAUGCUGCUGCCAAUGAGAUGUAAGAGAUGGGGAUGUGCUGCAGUUGUUAUUGGAAACAACAUUGUAGUACUGGGAGGUGUGGAUGAGUAUUCACGUUACUUAAAGUCAGCUGAAGCCUUCAACUUUGAAAGUUAUACUUGGCAAGAACUUCCAAAAAUGUCUAAGGGAAGAUAUUUUCACACUGCUGUUGUUGUGUGA